AUGGCUGCUGGGGGAGGCCGUGACGGCGACGGUGCUGCGACGCAGCGAAGGGAAGCUCGGCAGGGCCAAGCUUCCCUUCGCUGCGUCGCUCGGCAGGGCGGCUUCCACGGCGGCUUCCACGUGCAUGUACCCUGCAUGCACGCAGACGCCGCCCUGCCGAGCUUGCCUUCGCUGCGUCGCAGCGUAGCGGGGGACAAGGCCGAGCUGGGCGGCUUCCACGUGCAUGUACCCUGCAUGCACGCAGACGCCGCCCUGCCGAGCUUCCCUUCGCUGCGUCGCAGCGUAGCGGGGGACAAGGCCGAGCUGGUAGAGAUGGCGUUCUACCCUGCAGCCAUGGGGUUGUUCAAGCUGAAGCAGCAGAACUGCGGCCGGAGGGGCCUCUACAAGCUGCAAUUGGCAGUGCGUGAUGUGAACAUCGGCCUGCCAAGAACGAUGCCGCUGCCGAUGGCCGUGACGGCCACCGUGCUGCGGCGCAGCGAGGGAAAGCUGGGCAGGGCGGCUUCGGCGUGCAUGCAGGGCUACAGAAGCCACUUCGAGGACUUCCAUGUUUGCGACCAGAUGGCGGGUCUCGUCGGUGUAUUUGACGGCCACCUGGGCGACGAGGCGGCGGCCUUUUGCGCGGAGAGACUGCCGCUGCAUUUGGCCAAGGCUGCCACGGCCUGCGAGUGGGAGCAGGCCUUCAAGGCCUGCGACGCGGAGCUGCGCGCGCGCCUUCCGGAGACCGAUGCGGGCACCACAGCCACGAUUGUGCGCGUCAAGGAGAACUGCUCCCAGGAUUCUCUGGAGCUCUUGGUGGGAAGUUGUGGAGAUAGUCGCGCUCUCUUAUGGCAGAAGGAGAGCAACACGCUCAUCUCGACACGAGACCAUCGGCCCGACGACCCGGAGGAGCGCAGGAGAAUAGAAGCUGCUGGCGGAGAAGUCACCAAGGACGACCCCCCGCGGGUGGAUGGCCUUUUGUCCUGCAGCCGUGCCCUGGGGGCCUUCGAGCUGAAACAGCAGCAACUUCCGCCGGAGGACCAAAAAGUAUCCUGCAUGCCAGACAUGUACAACUGGCAUGCCAAGCGAGGGGACUGGCUGAUUCUUGCCUGUGAUGGCAUUUGGGACUGCCUUUCGAACCAGCAGGUGGUUGACAAAGUUUGCCGCGGGACCAAUGGGAAAGACCUUGGCAAGACAGUGGAGGAGUUGCUGCAGCUGUGCAUCCGGCGCGAGGCAGAUGACAACCUCACGCUGGUGGCGAUAGAGCUCGGUGCUGUGGAGCCAAAGGAUGAUACAGUUACGAUGAAUGCUGGCGACUUUUUGAAAGCGAGAAGAGAGGAAGUGCCGCGGUACAAUGCAUUUGCGCUGAGAUUUGGCUAUUGCAUCGAGAAGAACACUCAGGAGCAAGGGCCACCUUCCUUGGCACUGGUGAAGACUGAACCGAACCCUCCGGAAAGGAGGUUUCCGGCGUGGCCUUUGCCCACGAAGGCGAGCUCGUCGAGCUCGCCAAAGGUGGCCAUGGCAGAUGCUCCGAAGCCUUUGGUCAUCGUGGGGCCCUCCGGUGUGGGCAAAGGGACACUGAUCAGCAAGAUCAAGGCGAGCUUUACAGGUCACUUCGGCUUUUCGGUGUCGCACACCACUCGGAAGCCAAGACCUGGAGAGGUGGACGGAGAAGCGUACUACUUCGUUGACAUGAGCAAAAUGGAAGAGGAGCUGCAGGUGCCAGGGCGGUUUCUGGAGCACGCAACGGUGCACGGCAACGUCUACGGCACCUCUCAGGCAGCGGUGGAGAAGGUGCGGGAGAAGGGCCAGGUGUGUAUUUUGGACGUCGACGUUCAAGGAGCAGUCCAAAUCAAGAACAUCCACGGGGACUUCAACUACUUGUUCAUUGGGCCGCCAAGUUUGGAUGCACUAGAAAAGAGGCUUCGGGCACGUGGCACGGAGACGGAGGAGAAGAUCCAGACGCGGCUGCGGAAUGCAAAGAGCGAACUCGAAUUCUACGAGCAAAACGCGGACAUGUUCAAUGGUCGCCUGAUCAAUGACGAUCUAGGCUUGGCCACCCGCCGGCUCCAGAACAUGAUGCGGCAAUGGUACCCCCAGUUGGUGCAUGUGGUGGAGGUGACUGGCAACCCGGCAGACCACCUCCAAGCGAUUCGGGAGCACCUCUCCGCAAUGAAGGGGCACAAGGCCCCUGCUGAGAUCCAGAUCUUGGGAGCUGGCAACGACAUGCCCACCGCUGCUGCCGUGUCCGCGGCUCUCCAGCGUGAGGGUCACCGGCUGGUCGCACUGGAGACCUCGACACAGGCCGCCGAGGCGAGCAGCAAGGGAAAGGGCAAGGGCAAGAAGGGCAAGCGCAGGACCUCGUCCGUGCCAGUACUGGACAUCCGGCUCCAGGUGGCCCUGUGA
Effrenium voratum is the source of this 2382-nucleotide messenger RNA. NCBI's taxonomy places the organism in Eukaryota, Dinophyceae, Suessiales, Symbiodiniaceae. The record is from the annotation of a GenBank genome assembly.